AUGUCAGGCGUCGGUCCAACGUCGCCUGAUGAAGGAUCUAUCUCUUCUGAGCUCCCAGCAGGCUCACGGGCGGCUCCUGGUGCAGCUGCUGGCAACAGAAGGACUCGCCAGUCUUCCGGCUCGACCCCGCGACCCUCAAUACUUCCAUCAACCUCGUCGCAAGGUUCAACUCGUGGAAGGGGAACGCGCGUAUCAUCAGGGCAUCCACCUUCCAUCCUCCCGCCGGAGAAGGUCUUUCCCAUCCAGAUUGGAUCCGAUCUAUUCCGCUUGUCAGGCGCCUCAAUCUCGUCUGACGCCCCGUCCUACUUUACCCAGUUCUUCGAAGAACAAAUCCGACAAAAUGAGGAGUCGGGUGGUGUCAGGACAUUAUACAUCGACCGGGACCCAGCCACCUUUCGAGACGUGGCCAGGCAUCUACAAGGUUACUAUGUCAAGCCUGUCGACGGAAGCCAUUUCGUAAAACUCUUUGCAGAUGCUCAAUUCUACAGCUUACCCCGUCUAAUCGAUCAGCUGUUCGAAUCAGAGAUCUUCAUUCAGAUUGGCGAGCGCCAUUUUCAGAUCCCGAAAGACAUCUUCUCAGAACCCGGAAACUCGCCCAACUUCUUCUCACUAGGGUUUGCAGUCUUCUUCUCGACACCCGGCGAGGUCUUCCCGGGCCUUGACCGCCGGGGACUUCUCCGUCCACCGUCUAUAACCCCGCCGUAUGUUCCUGGCCGGUCGGCAGAAAUCUUUGCAGAAUUACUACAUCUACUUCGAGGCUACCCUCUCCAUAUCCGCAACGAAUCACACCGAUCUGAGCUACUACGAGACUGCCGCUAUUUCCAUCUGCGCGGCUUGGAGCAGAAGAUUAUUGCGCACGAGAUCAGCUACAAUCUAGAGCGCCAGAAACACGAAAUUUGUCUGCGACUGGAAGACGUCAAACCCUCGGGCGUCUCGUACACCCGUGAUGAUUCACUCGGCGAGAAGUCGACCACUGGUGGAUGGGUUUACUACGCGAGACCAUUCGUAGACGACACCUCAUACGAAAUGGUGGUGGAGAUAGGGGCUGAGAGCACCGUGCUGGAUUUGACCGACAUGAGGGCCGAUCUCCACGGGCUAGCCAAAGCUCGAGUGUCCUCGCUGUUCCAGGUUGUGGCGAACAAAAUGAAUUUGCCGACGAAUGCACCGCUAGGGCUGAUGAUGCUGUCGGGAGGAAGGUCUUCGCAGUCAGCCAGUCCUGGACACACGCCUCUAAGCGAAGACCGGGUGAAGGUGCGCUUUGAACCUGCAACGGACAUCACACUGGACGGAGAGAGCUUGGAGAUCGACUGGGACAGUCCGGCAGGGCAGGUCAUGCAGCACGGGCCUUCAACAGUGGCCAGCGAAUCCGAGUCUGAAUCCGAUGUCAUGAGCGAAGGAACAGCGGUCAAACCUGGCCCUUCCACGGCUGGCGGUCAGCAGCGGCGACCUCAAACUCGACAGACGCCGGGAGGUGUACCCUCUCAUACAGGUGCAGCGCGCGGAUCUCUCCCUGUGGCUCCGAUCCAGACGACCAGACUUUCUGAGCCAUCCACGAAGAAAAGGAAACGGCAGAACAGCCAAGAGGAGCUUGGGGAGUGGACAAUUCGCACCGGCCAGUGGCGACUGCGGGUGCAACCUAACUCCCAGGAUACGAUACGAGGAGGAUUUGAGAUCGUCUUCAUCGGAGUCAAGAUCGACGCCUACUCGAGUGAAAGAGCCAGGAACGCGAGAAGGAGCUUUCUCAAUUGA
Molecule: messenger RNA, 1749 nt
Organism: Cladophialophora carrionii CBS 160.54
Lineage: Eukaryota; Fungi; Ascomycota; Eurotiomycetes; Chaetothyriales; Herpotrichiellaceae
Exons: 4
Coding region: 1-1749 (582 amino acids)
Source: RefSeq, a predicted model, not a curated record